AUGACCAAAUCUCAUGAUCAUGGCCCGCCAAAGAUCUUGGCCCGAGCAUGUCAAUUUUGCCGGGCUCGGAAGAUCAAAUGUGAUACCCAGCGGCCAAGCUGUAGCUCAUGCAUCAAUCAGAAGAGAGAAUGCGUGUAUAUAUUAGAGGUCCCGAAAAGACGUCCAUCUACAGCCAUUGUCAACGCUCUCCAAAAUGAGAAAAGACAGUUUGAGGAGAUGAUCUUACGUUUAAAAAAGGCCACUCCGGAAGAGCGGGAAACCUUAUUGGAGUCUAUUCCAGUCGAAGAUGGCUCUGUGAAGCUCAAACGUGGCUCACCACCACCGUUUACCCCUUCACCUUUGGGACCAAAGAAAGCUAAUCGGGAAACGAAGUCUCACCACUCUGAUGAUGAUGGUAUAUCUUCAGAUGAGGAUCUGGAUGUUCUCCCUUUCCUCUCUGUCGACGAAGGCGGCAGAGUCGAUACAUUCGGCCCUUCGUCUGCUUUGCAAGGACCAACGAAGCCCGUAAUUUCAAAAGAAUCACCUGUCACUGAACAUGUCCGAAAUCAGCUCAUAGCAAAUGCAAUACUCCAGCGUCAACGAGAGCACGAUAUUAGGUGCUGGCGGGAGAUAUAUGGCGUUCCGGUGGAGCUUGCUAUUCAUCUACUGGACCUCCAUUGGAAUCGACAGCAUCACAGUUUCCUGCUUACAUAUAGACCAGCAGUCAUGAGGGAUCUGAUACAGAAUGGACCCUAUUGCUCUGAAUUCUUAAUGAAUGCUAUUUUUGCAUGUUCCUGCAAGUAUUCACAGAGAAUUGAGGUUCGGGAUAAUCCGGUAGACCCGGAAACUGCAGGUGGUCGGUUUUUUGUCCGUUGUGAUCAAUUACUAGCGGACCAGUCCCUUUUAAAUUCUUCUACCAUUGCAACUCUAGUUGGACUUUUGCUUCUUGGAUCAACCUACAAUGCAUUGGGUCAAACAUCUAAGGGAUGGCUCUAUACUGGAUAUGCCCUUCGAAUGGUCUAUGAUCUUGGCCUUCACCUUGAUUAUAAAGCCACGACUGCAAACGCAGAGGAUAUUGAGAUACGACGCCGCGUUUUUUGGGGCGCAUUCAUUUGCGAUAAACUACAGAGUUUGUACCUGGGACGACCAAUGGCCAUUCACAUAAGGGAUACACAUGUGUCACGCAACUUUAUGGAUACCAUGGAAGAGAAGGAACUUUGGACACCUUAUGUUGACCCUAGGCUCCCAUCUGACUCUUUACCAGCUAUGCCUGGUGCUCCUACUCCAAUCCACUCUGUUACAACGUUUCAACAGUUAUGUCUUCUUUCCAAGAUCAUGACCAAAAUUAUCAAUCGUUUUUACGUGGUGGGAGCUACUGCUGCUAAUGCAAGAGCUAGUCUACAAUCAAUCGAUGACGCAUUGAUAUCCUGGAAGGACAAUCUCCCGUCUGACCUUAAUUUCGAACCGUGGUCAGACAAUCCAUUGAUUGCCCAGGCUCGUCCAGCCCCUAAUGUCAUGAUCCUCAAUGCUUUAUAUCACUCAUUAGUGAUCCUGCUUCAUCGGCCAUUCAUAGCCGAUGGCCAUCUUCGUUCUGCUGUUGCACCGGCUAGCUCUUGGAAACGCUGCACUUCUGCUGCCAAAAACAUAACCAGCAUAGUAUUGGCAUAUAAAUCGGCAUAUACCCUUCGAGGUGCUGCAUAUUUGCUGAGUUAUGCAGUGUACGUUGCCUGUACCAUUCAUGUUCGCAAUGCUGUGGCAACCGAUGGUAGCCAGCCAAGUGAAAAUUCUUCCAUACUAUCUGCAAGUCUUCAUAGCCUUGAUGAGCUCUCGAAACCGAAUGCCGGUGUAUCUAAGACUGCGAGUAUCAUUCGAAAAAUUAUGGCUGAUAAUGGCCUAAAACUGGUGUCAGAACCAGUUAUUGAUAUACAUUCCCCAUCUUCUUUGGAUUUAGACGCCAUUUUACGGAUGUUCCCAUCUAAAUCUCCGACCCAAGGGCAACAGCCGAACCAGCCUGAAAAUUUUGAUCAAAAUUAUGGAAUGAAUCCAUAUGGACCAGAAGAUCUACUUUAUGGGUUUAUGGAUGGAGAAACAGCGGCCUUCUCGGACUUCACUAAUAAUGGAGCUUUCAGGCUAUAG
Molecule: messenger RNA, 2115 nt
Organism: Nannizzia gypsea CBS 118893
Lineage: Eukaryota; Fungi; Ascomycota; Eurotiomycetes; Onygenales; Arthrodermataceae
Product: nitrogen assimilation transcription factor nirA
Exons: 3
Coding region: 1-2115 (704 amino acids)
Biological process (GO): regulation of DNA-templated transcription; DNA-templated transcription
Molecular function (GO): zinc ion binding; DNA binding; DNA-binding transcription factor activity, RNA polymerase II-specific
Source: RefSeq, a predicted model, not a curated record